AAACCAAAUAAGCAAGAGACAAAAAUAUACUUCAGAAGGGAAAAAAAAAGUGUAGGAGGAUGAUCGAAUCAAAGAUGGCAGCCUUCUGUGAUCUCUUAUCUAGAUGUGGAAGGAGUAUUUUUGGGAACACUGAUCACUGUGGUUGAGCAAAUAAAUAGGAGAAGCGAUGCCAUUGCCACUGACAACCCGAUUGACUCCGAGGUACUGUAACAAAGAACCCUAAUUCCAAUUCGGGGAGACGACGACGACCCUGAUUCUGUCAUUGGGGCAAUCCCAAAUAUGAGUCCUAAUACGAAGACCCACUUCGGAGAUUGAGCUUUUUUCCUGCCCACUCCCAUCUCUCUGUCGAUUCCCUUUCCUUUCUUUCGAGACGCAUCCAUGGCUGACGAACCGCAACAACCCCAAUCUGAAUCUCAACCUCCGCUCGAAGUCGAUUCUGCACCUCCGCCACGGCCUCCGCCUCCGUUUGAUCCCAGUCGAAUGAUUGGUAUCAUCAAAAGGAAGGCCUUGAUAAAAGAACUAGCUGCUGCAUAUCACGCUGAGUGUCUUGUAUAUUGCCAAGAGCUUCUUGAGCUUCAAAGAAAGUGGGAUGAGCCAUAUAUUGAGUUAAAAGCACCUGAAGAUCCAAGAAAGGAGACAAUGAAGCCUAGCAAACGUCAAAAGAAAUCCCGCUAGUUAUUAAUAUAUUUAAUGAGCAUUUUAGGAAUUUGCUCAGAUCAUCCUCUACUAAGCUUUUUAUAGCUUUUAGUCUCAUAUGGGGAAUCCUUUUUUCCCCUCUUUUCGUUCUCAGAAAAUAAUAACAGUAGGUGUUCGGGUUGAGGUUAAAGAAUGUUUAGACCACGGUUGAUAACUUUUUGGUUUUUGGUUAAGGAAAAAAAGUUGUUACAAACUCACGAUGAAUGCUACAUGAAAGAAUCAAAUCUUUGCCUUUGAGGCUGACAGUACAAGUACUCAACAAACUCACGAUGAAUGCUACUUGAAUUUAUUAUUAAUAUACUACUGUUAUUGACAA
Messenger RNA from Benincasa hispida (wax gourd), 1012 nucleotides. RefSeq lists its product as uncharacterized. The record is from RefSeq and is a predicted model, not a curated record. NCBI's taxonomy places the organism in Eukaryota, Viridiplantae, Streptophyta, Magnoliopsida, Cucurbitales, Cucurbitaceae.